Molecule: messenger RNA, 654 nt
Organism: Zingiber officinale
Lineage: Eukaryota; Viridiplantae; Streptophyta; Magnoliopsida; Zingiberales; Zingiberaceae
Exons: 2
Coding region: 1-654 (217 amino acids)
Molecular function (GO): nucleic acid binding; RNA-DNA hybrid ribonuclease activity
Source: RefSeq, a predicted model, not a curated record
AUGGACGGAGAUUUCUUCUGGUCUCUCAUCCGAAAGCCACCUCGGGACUGCGACCACAUGCUGAAGAAGGCCAACGAAUACAUAAACGUGGAAGAUGCCCAGGCGGCAAGGAGGAAAGAAACAAUGUCUGAACCAUCGACGUCGGUCGAACAGAGGCCGCCAAUUAGCCAUCAGCCACCACGAGGACCCCGAGCCGAAGGGGCGCGACUACACCAGGAAGCUAGGCCUCAUGCAGUUCAGCACGUGGUCGCCGAGCGUCCAAAGUCGAAAGGAAAGGGGAGUGGGAUCAGAAUAUUACUGAUCUCUCCCCAAGAAGAGCGGAUGCAGCUGUUCGUUCAGUUAGACUACUGGGCGACCAAUAAUGAAGUUGAGUAUGAGGCGCUCUUAGCCGGCUUACAGGCUGCUCGGCACGUCGGAGCUAUCCGAGUCCUCAUACACUCAGAUUCGCAGUUAGCCGCUCAGCAGCUGAUGGGGACUUUCGAGAUAAGCAACACGCAUCUUAAGCUCUACGUAGAAGCCUUCAAAAAAUUGAAGGCCAACUUUCAGGAGGUAACCAUACAGAAGAUUCCUCGAGCGGAGAAUCAAUCGGCGGACGAAUUGGCCAAACUAGCGAGCUCACUGUCGCCGAUCGUGUUAGCACAGCCGACCGAGUAG